Molecule: messenger RNA, 3202 nt
Organism: Coccomyxa subellipsoidea C-169
Lineage: Eukaryota; Viridiplantae; Chlorophyta; Trebouxiophyceae; Coccomyxaceae
Product: alpha/beta-hydrolase
Exons: 15
Coding region: 1-1947 (648 amino acids)
Biological process (GO): lipid metabolic process
Source: RefSeq, a predicted model, not a curated record
AUGCACGACGUGCGACAAAGACCAAAGCACAUAAGAAAGCUGGCGGGUGUGGGCGUGGCCGCGGUAGGUGCAUCCGUUGCAGUCUAUUUCUUCUCCAGAAGGAUCACAGCAUGCGGGUUUGGUGGCGCCACCGAUGGCAACCCCAUCCCAGGGGUCAGAACUUCUGGUGCAUUCCAGAACGCACACAAAGCGCCAAACAAUUGGUUGGAGGCUUUGUUUUUCUUCGCAGAAGCCCUGAGAUUUAUGUAUGGCGAAACCCUGGGAAAGUGGCGCACUGCCGAUCUUUUGAUUGGUCUGGCAUACCUGGCCCAGAGGGGCACAGAGGAACACCCAGCUUCUGAUAUUGCUGAGCAUGGCGAGAUAGUUGGCCUCGGGCUAUCGCAAGAUGAACGCUCGAGCCUCGUGGUUGAGCUGCGGACGGUGCAGAGAUACAUGCGAUACUGCAGAGCCCUGCGAGAGAGACACGCCUCUGCGCAGGCCGCUGUGCUGCGCGGAAUGGGCAUCGAGGCAAAGGACAUUCGGGUGCAGGUCCCCAUGGCACGCAUGCUGAAGCCCAGCUAUGCCAUUGUGUGCGACCGCCAGCUGAAGACCGUUGUUCUAGCCGUCCGGGGCACACACUCUCUCAAGGACAUGUUCACGAGUUUGACGGGCGCCAGCAAGCCACACCACAUCGUGGACGGCGCCGGCGUGGUACUGGGAUAUGCGCAUUUUGGGAUGCUGGCGGGGGCGCGGUGGCUGAUGCAUGAAACCGCGCAGCCGCUGCGCGAUGCUCUGGCGGAAAAUCCGGGCUACUGCUGCAAGAUAGUGGGCCACUCCCUCGGCGGUGGCACCGCAGCUAUGCUCACCAUGAUGCUGCGAGAUGCUGCGCCGGAGUUUGCAGAUGCCACCUGCCUGGCCAUCGCCUGCCCGGCAUGCAUGACCGUGGAGCUGGCGCGCUCAUGCGCCGGCUACGUCACGACAGUCAUCAACAGCACCGACAUAGUGCCCACCAUCUCACGAGGUGCAGCAGAUGCCUUGCGGGAGGAUGUGGUACGGAGCGCCUGGUAUGAGGCGUUCCGGGCUGACAUGCGCAGCAACCUCAUUGUGCGCGCUGUGGAGAGCAGCAUCACUGGCGUCGGCUCUGCCACUGUGUGGACCACGUCCUGCUACCAAAGGAGGUCGCCAGCAAAGCGAAGAUCCAGUGAGGCGGUCGAGAGCGUGGAGCGUGCUGGUGUGGAUACAGACAUGGUUGGCAGCGGUACAUUGUCUGGGGCCUCUGCCCGAGACAGCAUGGCAGAUGUGGAGUUCGCAAGGAAUUGGAUCCCUAAAGAUCUCCAGGAGCUGGACAUGGGGGCGAGCUCGGGCUCCUUCAGUGAGGAGGACGGUCCGCGGCGCUCACAGCUUCCCAGCGAGCAGGAGCUGCUGGAGGGCAUGCAGGCAGUGCAGGCCGCCGUGGAAGCCGCAGAGCAGGAGGACGGCAUCCUGGGCUCCCCGACACCUGUUCUGCGCCGCCCGGACCGGCCGGCCAACUCAGGUGUCUUCACUGGGGUGGCAGGCCAGGACACAGCGUUUGGCAUGGAGGCUCCUGAUUGGGAUAGCGCUCAGGCAGAGCACUCAGAGGAGCAGUGGAAGCGGAUGACCUACCCAGCAGGCCGCAUCCUGCACCUAGUGCCGGCUCGACUGGGCAACACGUGGCAGACUCCACAUGCCACCUUUGAGCAGCAGACCUUGCACACGUCCAUGGCUGGUGUGGAUGGCAGCCUGGUCAUGGUGGGGGAGGCCGUGACCACCGAAGCAGAGGAGCUGGAUAUGCCGCAGAAGAAGGAGAUAUAUGUGCUGCUUGAGAAUGUUCCUCAGGAGGCAUACUCUCGAGUAAAGUUGUGCAAUAGCAUGGUUGCUGACCAUUUCAUCCCCGCGUACCUGGCGUCAAUGGAUGCUGUCAUUGAAGGGCUGCAAGGAAACCAUUGAAUGAAUGGCAGCAAAGUUGACUUAGUUGAGUUGCAGAAUCCCAAAGCCAUUGUUGCAAGGAUGCCCUCUGUAUAUUUCUAGUUAGUUUAAAGUCCCUUGUAUAUAUUUCAAAGCUAUUCAGUUUCUAGAAGAUCUUGUCGUUGUUGAGUUUCAAGAUUGCUUUUCAGCCACACCAUUCCUGUACCUAAGAACACAUCUUAGAAGUCAUCUGUAACAACAUUUGUUCCUCCAAUAUCACAUAGAUGUGCAUGCCCAUAACCAUCACGUGCACAUCAUGUGCUUGAGCUUUGUCAGCUAUCAUACUGCUGCCGCAAGACCAUUUCUGCUUCUGUCUUCCAGCUGCCAAUGGCACUCUGUCCCAUCUGCCUCUUGCUCUUCUCCUUGUCCUUUCUGUCUUGCCGCCUGCGCGGCAGCUGCGCCCCUCCGACUCCCUUGUCCAUAAAGUCUGACACGCCCAUCGCCUUGGUGGGCCCCUUCCUGCCCUGCUUCCCAUCGUCCUGCCCACCAGGCAGGGCAGGACCAAUGCUUGCUGGAGCAUCGGCUUCAUCUGCACUCGGCCGCCACUGCCCUCCCAGCAUGGCGAUCUGUGCUGCUGUGGCCAUGCCGCCCUCGGCUCCAUCCUCCGUCUUGUAGCGCUUUGCAGCUGAAGACACCACCGCGCCCGCCGGCAGGCCGCGCUUGCUGGCGUCCGUCUGUCCUUUGAGCGGCGGUGCCAUCCGAGCAAUGUCCCAGGUGCUGGGACCGACAUCCUUAUCUCUCUGCAAGUCCUCCUCUCGGGGUGGCACAGCCUGCGCUGGCCUAUUGCGAUGCACCGGCGCUGCCAGAGGUCGUGUGGCCUCCGGGGUCAAAUAGGACGGCGCCUGCCUGAUCUGCCCCAGUGCUGAUAAGGGAUCCGGAAGAUCCUUGGCAGGUCCCGUGGAGACCUCAUCAGCAUCCUUGAGCCUUCUCUCCGCUUCUAACCGCCGUGCUGUGGCGCUAUCGAUACUUUCAUCAUCCGAUCCCACAAAGUAGCUGUCUUCUGACGUAUCUCCUGCUUUGUCCGUGUCAUCGCCGCUACUGGCAUACGCAACCAGAGCCUCCGUCAUAAUUUUACGUUCGAAGGGUAUCCAAUCAUGACAUUAGACUUGUACAGCAACGUUCAGAUCACCACGACGUAUGUGCAGAGAAAUUGCAGAAGUAUCUGCUGGACAACAAAGAGUUAUAGGCCAGCUGUGUGCUGCAUCCCACUUAGAAAAUAAAAAAUGCGCAGAAAAUG